Zymoseptoria tritici IPO323 is the source of this 3314-nucleotide messenger RNA. RefSeq names its product calcium transporter ATPase. The record is from RefSeq and is a predicted model, not a curated record. The coding region runs from base 215 to 3232 and encodes 1005 amino acids. NCBI's taxonomy places the organism in Eukaryota, Fungi, Ascomycota, Dothideomycetes, Mycosphaerellales, Mycosphaerellaceae. Gene Ontology annotation, biological process: intracellular calcium ion homeostasis; calcium ion transmembrane transport. Gene Ontology annotation, cellular component: membrane. The transcript is spliced from 3 exons. Gene Ontology annotation, molecular function: ATP hydrolysis activity; ATP binding; P-type calcium transporter activity.
AAGUACCUUUCCGCGACUGCAUACGCCCCACAACCUCGAACAUUCCAUCAAAGCCAUACAAAUCGCCGUAUCUUCCCCGUGGAAUUGAUUCUUCGACAUUGCAUCUGCAGACCAUGAUAGGAAGAGAGUAAAGCGGUCCACCGAAGAAGGAGAGGCAGACGUUACCGAAACGGCCUGGAGAUCGAACCAUCCCUCUACAAUACCACAAUACACCAUGGACGACGCAUACUCGCGAUCUACCGCCGAGGUGCUCAAGCACUUCCAAGUCACUGAGCAGAGCGGCCUCUCCGAGAGCGCCGUGGAGGCAUCGAGGCAAAAGCACGGCAAGAAUGCCAUCCCAGAAGAUCCUCCAACGCCACUUUGGGAGCUCGUCCUGGAACAAUUCAAAGAUCAACUCGUACUGAUCCUCCUCGGUUCCGCCGCCAUCUCAUUCGUCCUCGCGCUUUUCGAAGACGAGGAAGGCUGGACCGCAUUCGUCGAUCCCGCAGUCAUCCUCACGAUCCUCAUCCUCAACGCCGUCGUAGGUGUGAGCCAAGAAAGCUCGGCGGAGAAGGCCAUUGCGGCUUUGCAAGAGUAUAGCGCCAACACAGCCAAGGUCAUUCGCGAUGGAAAGAUCAAGUCGGUCAAGGCGGAAGAUUUGGUACCCGGCGAUGUGGUCGAUGUGGCGGUGGGAAACCAGGUACCAGCCGACUGCAGGCUGUUGAGCAUCAACAGCAACAGCUUUCGCGUGGAUCAAAGCAUUUUGACGGGAGAAAGCGAAAGCGUGAUAAAAGAGACCUAUGCUGUGAAGGACACCCAGGCUGUCAAGCAGGAUCAGGUCAACAUGCUCUUCUCCGGAACGACUGUCGUUACUGGUCAUGCCCAUGCGAUUGUCGUAUUGACCGGAACGAACACCGCUAUCGGUGACAUUCACGAGAGCAUCACCUCGCAGAUUUCGCAGCCAACACCACUCAAGGAGAAGCUGAACGAAUUUGGCGAUGUCCUCGCUAAAGUCAUCUCUGGAAUCUGCAUCUUGGUCUGGUUGAUCAAUAUUCAGCAUUUCAACGAUCCUUCUUUUGGCGGUUCUUGGACCAAGGGCGCCAUCUACUACCUCAAGAUCGCGGUCUCUCUCGGAGUGGCUGCCAUCCCAGAAGGUCUUGCUGUUGUCAUUACGACCUGUCUCGCACUGGGAACUCGCACCAUGGCUAAGAAGAACGCCAUCGUGCGCAGUCUGCCCUCCGUGGAGACUCUCGGCAGCUGCAGUGUCAUCUGCUCCGACAAAACUGGUACUCUCACCACCAACCAGAUGAGUGUGAACAGUAUUGCAUACAUCAACGAAGCUCAGUCAGGACUGGAAGAGAUGCAGGUCGAAGGCACCAGCUUCUCGCCGGAUGGCGCAGUGUCCAGAAAUGGCAAAGUCAUCGAGUGGGCCGCUGCGACCUCAAAGACAAUUGCGCAAAUGAUGGAAGUCGCUGCGAUUUGCUGCGAUGCCGAAUUGUCCUACGACAGCGAGACAAAUCUCUUUACCAGCAUCGGCGAGCCGACCGAGGGUGCAUUGAAGGUCCUCGCGGAAAAGAUCGGCACGCCCGACCAGUCUUACAAUUCUCAAAAGGCCAAGGCCCGUCCCCAGGAGAAACGCGAUCUGGCCAGCAGGUACUAUCACAGCAAGGCAAACAAGUUGAGGACCUAUGAGUUCUCCCGCGAUCGGAAGAGCAUGUCCGUGCUUGUGAACGGCGGCAACACCCAACGACUACUUGUCAAAGGUGCCCCGGAAUCGAUCCUCGAGCGAUGCAGCCACUGCCUGGUCGGCAGCGAUGGCAAGCAGGCUAAGCUCUCGGAUAAACUCGCGUCGGCCGUGCAAAAAGAGAUCACUGACCUUGCGAAGAAAGGACUUCGUGUCAUUGCUCUCGCCAGCAUCAGCAAUGUCACUGGAGAUGUUCAGAACGCCAAGACUUCUAAAGACUAUCUCCAGCUCGAACAGAACAUGACCCUCCUCGGUCUGGUUGGCAUGCUGGAUCCACCUCGCCCUGAGGUCGCCGGUGCUAUCAAGAAGUGCCGUUCUGCCGGCAUUCGCGUUGUUGUCAUUACUGGCGACAACCAGAACACUGCCGAGACCAUCUGCCGUCAGAUUGGGGUCUUUGGCCAGAACGAGGAUCUCACAGGCAAGAGCUACACCGGACGGGAGUUUGAUAACCUCAGCGAAAGUGAGAAGCUCCAGGCUGCGAAACGGGCUUCUCUCUUCUCUCGCACCGAGCCUUCCCACAAGUCUAAACUUGUCGACCUUCUACAGUCUGCUGGUGAAGUCGUCGCCAUGACAGGUGAUGGCGUCAACGAUGCUCCGGCAUUGAAGAAGAGUGACAUCGGUGUGGCCAUGGGAACCGGUACCGAUGUUGCAAAGCUCGCCGCCGACAUGGUCCUUGCCGAUGACAACUUCGCCACCAUUGAGGUCGCCGUCGAGGAAGGUCGCUCCAUCUACAACAACACCCAGCAAUUUAUCCGCUAUCUCAUCUCUUCGAACAUUGGAGAGGUCGUCUCCAUCUUCCUCACUGCGGCGCUCGGCAUGCCUGAGGCUCUGAUUCCGGUCCAGCUUCUGUGGGUGAACCUGGUUACCGAUGGUCUUCCCGCCACGGCUUUGUCUUUCAACCCCAAGGAUAACGACAUCAUGAAGCGCCCACCCCGCCGCCGUGACGAGCCACUGAUUAGCGGGUGGUUGUUCUUUCGUUACAUGGUCAUCGGCACUUACGUCGGUCUGGCAACUGUUGGAGGGUACGCAUGGUGGUUUAUGUUCUAUGAGCACGGCCCUCAGAUCACUUUUUACCAACUGAGCCACUUCCACCGCUGCUCUACAUCAUUCCCACUCAUCUCCGGCGGCUGCAGCAUUUUCUCGGACAAUUCUGCUCGCACAGCUUCAACCAUCUCGCUCUCCAUUCUGGUCGUGAUUGAAAUGCUCAACGCUAUGAACGCAUUGUCGUCCUCGGAAUCUCUGCUAACCCUCCCACUUUGGCGCAAUAUGAUCCUGGUUUAUGCCAUCACUCUCAGUAUGGCUCUUCACUUUGCUCUUCUAUACACCCCAAUCUUGCAGGGCAUCUUCGGUAUCGUGCCGCUUGGAUGGGACGAGUGGAAGAUUGUGCUGGCAUGGAGCGCGCCGAUCAUCCUUAUUGAUGAGGUGCUGAAAGGCAUGGAGAGGGCUUUCUUUAUGGAGACGACCGAGGGCAACCAAGAGCAGGCUAGGAGGAGCAAGAAAUCGGAGUAGAGCUUCUUUUCAUUUUUGGCUGUCGGGAUGGCCAUGUCAAUACAGGUUGUAGAUCUAGAUUGCUGUACCAGACGUCAGACAG